Messenger RNA from Cercospora beticola, 4062 nucleotides. RefSeq lists its product as uncharacterized. The record is from RefSeq and is a predicted model, not a curated record. Lineage: Eukaryota; Fungi; Ascomycota; Dothideomycetes; Mycosphaerellales; Mycosphaerellaceae.
AUGGCUGCGCCGAGGACGGCGCAGAUACGCGCGCUCGCUCUCAAGCAUCAACCUGACGAAUUUCACCAAUUGUUGCAAGAAGACGGCCGUUUCUGGAUCGCCGCAGUCCUCGACAUUGAGGAAGAAUCAUUUCUGUUCUUGAAAGCGCAACAGCGAACUAAGCUCCAGAAGGUACACAACGCCAUUCACGCACGCUUUCCCGAAAACAACAACAUCGUCCUCAAAGUGGGCGACAAAAUGGUCCCGCCGAAUGGAGUGGUUGGUGACCUUCCUCCUCCAAAAGAAGGGAUUCUUGUCAUUCACGCGGUUAAGGCUGAGGCCAUGGAUCCAGAGUCGGAACCCUUCGCGGCGUCUGAGCGUCCCAGCACAGAUGUUCGUAGCUCGCAAGCCUCAGCGCCGCCGAGACCACCACUCCAUCCGCUGGAUCGCAACCUUAGUAUGACACCCAAAGCGUCUCCACCAGUCAAGCCAGAACGACAAGAUUGGCCAGGCGUUACAGGACGCAUGCCACCCUCCCUUCCAGUGGCAUCCCCUGUACCAUCUGCAUCGCCCGCUCCGCAGAUCUCGUCGGAAAGCUCGGCGACUCCUCUAUCAAAUGGCGUGAGGGAUGAGCACUCGACCACCGCUACUGCGGCCGACCCCACUCCCGACGCUGCUGCUGACGAAAUCGAACCCGAAUACAAGCCGCGAGAGCAGGAAAACCUUUUCGUCGACUCCCAAGAUGCCGGUCCCGCGCAAGUUCCCGAACGCGGACGCUUUCUGGCCCAGCUUGCGAUGGAAGAGACACCCGAACGUCUCGAAGCUGGCGUUCAGGCUGGCCUCAAAGUUCUCUCGGAACUUGAGGUACCACUCAAAGAGUUGGGCCCAAAUGAGGAUGCUCAGGCCUGGCUUACGCAUAUUGCCCGCGUACGAAAGGAGGCGGUACAGAACCGCACUGUUGUCGGAGUGGUGGGAAACACCGGUGCCGGAAAGUCAUCCGUGAUCAAUGCGAUGCUUGACGAAGAACGACUUGUGCCCACGAAUUGUAUGCGAGCAUGUACAGCAGUCGUCACCGAGCUCUCAUACAACCAUUCCACCGACGAACGAGCCAAGUAUCGGGCUGAGAUUGAGUUUAUCAAGCCUGAAGAGUGGCAGAAGGAGCUGAACGUCCUGUUUCAAGAGGCUUUCGACGAAUCCGGGAAAGUGAGUGCAGAGGUCUCCAAUCAAGAUUCUGAAGCUGGUGUGGCGUACGCGAAGAUCAGAGCUGUCUAUUUCAAAAAGACUCGUGAGAUGCUUGCCAGGAGCUCCAUCAAGUCAUUGAUGGCAGACAAGAAAGUGCAAUCUGUCUUGGGCACCACGCGCAAGAUCGUCUCCCCUGAUGUUAAAUCAUUCUACGAAAAAUUGCAGCAAGUGAUUGACUCCAAAGAGAAAGGUCAGGAGAAGCGGGACAAGAAUGGCAACAUCACCCACAAUGUCAAGCGCGAGUUUGAACACUGGCCACUAAUCAAGGUCGUCAAGAUCUACGUGAAGUCGCCCGCGCUAUCCACUGGCGCCGUCAUUGUGGAUUUGCCUGGUGUCCACGACAGCAACGCAGCUCGUGCUGCUGUUGCCGAAGGGUACAUGAAGCAAUGCACUGGCCUUUGGAUAGUUGCUCCCAUCACACGAGCAGUAGACGACAAAGCGGCCAAGAGCCUGCUUGGCGACACAUUCAAGCGGCAACUAAAGUUUGACGGCACAUACUCUGCAGUCACCUUUAUCUGCUCCAAGACGGACGAUAUUUCUCGGACCGAGGCAAUCGAUAGUCUGCAGCUUGGCGACAGAAUGGUCGAGCUCGAUGACCAACUCAGUGACGUUGUCAUUCGCCAACGUCAACUUCGCAAGGAGAAGAGGCAACUGGACGAUGACGCCGAAGAUCAGGACGCAGUACGCGAAGAGUUGGACGAUGCUCUUGAGACCUGGGAGCAAUUGCUUGAACAGGCCGACGCUGGGACAACAGUGUAUGCACCAGAUCAAAGCAAGAAGAGAAAGUCGACGAGUGCUUCUCCUCAAGCAAGAAAGCGACGUCGUCGCACUGUUGACUCCGACGAUGAGGGCGAAACUGAGACUUUAGGUGAGCUGUUAAGCACCCUUGAGCAGGAUGAUACGAACGACACCGGCUCGAUGCGAGAACCACUUACGACAUCCGCCAUUGAGCGCAAGAUCGAAGAGUUGAAGCAGCUGAGGAAAGAAGCCCGCCGUGCAAAGACCGCCGCAAAAUUGCAGAAGGACGAAAUUGCCAAUGAGUUGACUGAGCUCGACGAGAAGGCAGCUAGGCUUGAAGCAGACAAGAGUGCAAUCUGCAUUGCUGGGCGCAACGACUAUUCGCGAGGUGCCAUCCAACAGGACUUCGCUCAAGGCAUUCGAGAGCUUGACAUGGAGAACGCUGAAGAAGAGAAUCCAGACGACUUCAAUCCGGACGAAGACUUACGCGACUACGACGAGGUUGCUAGGACCCUGCCGGUGUUUUGCGUGAGCAGUCGUGCCUACCAGAAGUUAUCAGGCCGCAUGAAGAAAGACAGCCCGGUGCCUGGAUUUACGCACAUCGAUCAAACUGAAGUCCCGCAACUCCAGGCGCACUGCAAAAAGCUUACUGUCAAGGGUCGUCAAGCGAACUGCCGGCGCUUCCUCAACUCGAUGAAGCAGCUCUUGCUCUCGCUGGCGUUGUGGUCGUCUGACGAUGGAACUGGCGUCAAGCUAACAACACAGCAGCAAAGUGUCGAGAAACAGUAUCUUUCGCGGAAGCUCAAGGAUCUGGAGAAGCAUCUCGAGGGCGUCGUUGAAGAUACGCUCAAAGAUGCCGUGGAGACAUUACACGAACAGUUGUUUGCGAAGCUCGACCCGGCCGUCCAAAGUGCGAUUACAGAGGCAGAACCCAAAGCGCAGAGCUGGGGAUUGCCGAAAUCUGCAGGUGGUUUGCACUGGGGAACCUACAGGGCGACGGUCAGGCGCUCGGGAGUCUUCUCUGGGUCAGCUGGUCCACGCGACUUCAAUGCCGACCUCACGGAACCUAUUUAUCGCCAACUUGCCACAACUUGGGAGAAGGUCUUCCAACGCCGCCUCCCAACCAUCUUGCAAACUUUCAAGCGGCAAGCUACGAACGUCGUCAAGCAGUUCCAUGGCGUUAUGGAAGCUCGCACACGCGAGAGAGGCAGCGGAGCAGCCCGCUUGCAAAUGCUCACUCAACAGCUUGACCAGUACUCGAUCACUUUCGGAGACCUGUGCUCUACGGCAGUAACAAGCUUGAACGAAGGUCAGCGAGAGAUCAACCGCGAAUUCGUGCCUGCUAUCUUGGCGGCCAUGGAGCCAGCAUACAACGCUGCCGCUGAGGAGCGUGGAACCGGAUCGUUCAUGCGUAUGAAGGGUCAGGUAACCGGCCACAUUCAGGCCAACAAACAGCAGAUGUUCCAGUCUGCAUCACAGCAAGUCCGCCAGAGUCUAUUGAAGCUCUGCAAGACGAUCAGAGAGUCAAUGCUGCAGAAAGCCGACGAGAUCUAUCUUCACAUGCACAGAGAUUACACUUCUGUCAUGAAUGGUGUCAAUGUGGGCGACAUCAAACUGUCGCGCGAAGAGCGCGUCGCGAGGCGUGAGGUCGAUCAGGUACUCACUGCAACUGACAAGCAUUUCCGCGAAGCUUUGGACGGCGAACUGGAGACUCAAUUCGACACUGAGAAUGAUCAGAGCAACACCAACAAAGACGCUGCUGACGAUUUCAUGGACUUCGAUGACUUCGACGAUGUCGAGAGCGAUGAAGAGGAGGAAGAUGAGGAGGGUCGCGGCCAUGAUUCUGAAGCUGCUUUGUCCGGUUCCGAGCAAAUCGGGGGCGCUGAAGAGAUGUCCAACGCCAGCGCCCUGAGCGAACAGCAUGACGACGAUGGAACGUUUGGCGGAGACGUCUAGCUGACAACUUCGCUUCCAGUACAUCUGGCAGACGAGAUGAUGUUCCUUGCCGGAUCCCUUUGCUGGGAGAUGCAAAAGUGACGCAUAUUACGACUUCAUGCUCUUCCAUUCAAACUUCGACUUUUGCACAUGCGAUACUUUCACCGC